Molecule: messenger RNA, 753 nt
Organism: Impatiens glandulifera
Lineage: Eukaryota; Viridiplantae; Streptophyta; Magnoliopsida; Ericales; Balsaminaceae
Exons: 2
Coding region: 1-753 (250 amino acids)
Source: RefSeq, a predicted model, not a curated record
AUGAAGCUCGGAUUCAUCGACGGAUCUUGUAAGAUGCCACUAGAUGCAGAUGGAGUAAUGCAAUGGAAGCUAGUGGAUGCUAUGGUGAGAAACUGGAUAAUGAACACUAUGGAUCAAAACCUGAAAAUUCAUUUCCAGAAUGCUGUAACUGCUCAACAACUAUGGAAAGAUAUUCGAAGUACAUACGAAGGCAACAACGGACCAAGACGUUUUCAGUUAGGGAAGGAUAUAUCCACUAUUCAACAAGGUACUUCUGAUAUUGUUGAGCAUUAUUCCAAAGUUAAAUUGAUUUGGGAUGAAACUGCACAUUUGAAGCCAGCAAGAAAGUGCAACUGUGAUAGAUCUGAUGUUGUUAAUUGUUAUGGAUGUAAGGUUGUAAGUGAAGUAGCGCAAGAUGUUGAAGAAGCAAAGUUGCUUCAGUUUCUGAUGGGAGUAAAUGACUCUUAUGAACAUGUUGUGGAUAAUAUGCUAGCAUCAGAUCCAUGGCCUUCAGUUCAUAAGGCAUUUACUAUUCUAGUUAAUGUUGAAACUAAGAGGAAUAUUAGCAUAUCUAAAGGAGAAUACACUGCAAUGAUGGUGAAGGAGAAGACAGAAUUGAACAACAAGAAUCAGAAAAUUGAAGGAAGUUUAAAAUUACCUGCUGAAAAAUUCAAACCCUUCAAGAACUCUAUCUGCACUCACUGUGGACUAAAAGGUCACAUAAAAGAAGGCUGCUGUCAACACAGCAAAUGUGGCAAAUUCUCCAUUGGAUGA